Sebastes umbrosus (honeycomb rockfish) is the source of this 1015-nucleotide messenger RNA. RefSeq names its product S100 calcium binding protein S (gene s100s). Lineage: Eukaryota; Metazoa; Chordata; Actinopteri; Perciformes; Sebastidae. The coding region runs from base 92 to 436 and encodes 114 amino acids. Gene Ontology annotation, molecular function: calcium ion binding; transition metal ion binding. The transcript has 4 exons. The record is from RefSeq and is a predicted model, not a curated record.
UUGGCUCAGUCCCCUGCACCUCUUCACAGACAAAGGAGGCCCUCCAUCAACACUCAGUCUCUCCACAAGUCCAGCAUAAAGAAGCUCCAAGAUGCCGGACACAAUAAUGUCCAAGGAGCCCAGUUCCAACCUGGAGAGCGCUAUGCAGAUGCUCAUAAAAACCUUCCACAAGUACUCUGGGAAGGAGGGCGACAAGUACACGCUGAGCCGGGGCGAACUGAAGGAGCUGCUACUAGAGGAGCUGGGGACUUACUUAGGGGGCUCCAAAGAUAAUGAAGCGGUUGAGAAGGUGAUGAACGACUUGGACGCCAACAACGACGGGGAGGUGGACUUCACCGAGUUCAUCAUCCUGAUGGGCGCCCUCACCGUCGCCUGCAAUGACUUCUUCCUGGAUGUCAAAGAUGAGAAACCGGCGGAGUCGGCGGAGAAGAAAUGAAUCAGUGCAAGAGAGGGAGAAAAGUGGGAGGGAGAGGUGGAAAGAGGGGGAAGAGGAAGAGGGGGAGGAGGGGAAAUAACUGUAAGAGAAAGAGGACAGAGCUGCAAUGGAUUUUUGUCUUGUGCAAUUUGUAAACUACACAGGAGGGGAGCGGUCCAGCAGAUAGUUUGUGGGCUCACAGUACACGGGGGCAUUCAGCAGGAGUGGUGUUUUCUCCUCUGCAACUGUUUUUCCAUACCACGCAGCAUAUCCGGAGCUAGUCGCACUCAAAGCAGUGAGUGACUUCACAUACAGAACAGGGUAGAUUUCAACUUCUUUCAACCAAAAUAUAGCAGUUUGGACCGUUUCUUGUAAGGCUCUGGAAAGGAAAGGAAGUUAAGCAGAACGCACACCCGGAUGUUUGAGCACUCCUUGCACAUUUGUGAACAUAUAUUACAGAUUAUCAUAUUAAUUGUAUGUACUCAGCGUUGAACAAUACAACAUGAUUUAUCCCCUCUCUUGCGCAUAUUUUGUAAUCCCUUUUGGUAAUAACCAAUGUGCAUUCUUCCAAAAAUAUUAAACGUGGCAUUUAACCAACUA